This is a messenger RNA of Clupea harengus (Atlantic herring), 1124 nucleotides long. RefSeq names its product stonustoxin subunit beta-like. NCBI's taxonomy places the organism in Eukaryota, Metazoa, Chordata, Actinopteri, Clupeiformes, Clupeidae. The coding region runs from base 1 to 909 and encodes 302 amino acids. The record is from RefSeq and is a predicted model, not a curated record. The transcript is spliced from 5 exons.
AUGCGUUUCGCUGCCGAAGGUCUCGGUUGGAAGACAACAAGCGAACACACCCUGCUGUAUUCUAUAGGAAGACAAGUCCAGUCCCACACAGAGCAGCUUAAUUCCCUCAUCCUGCAGGUCAUUGUCACCCAUGUCCAGUUCUCUCAGAUGGGAAGACUGUCUCAUUGUCUCAUCACACACGAGGGCUGUUCUUUCUUGGCCUUUGCCCUCAAAUCAAACCCCUCCUACCUGAAACAGCUGGAUCUGAGCUACAAUCACCCAGGAGACUCCGGUGUCAGUGAGCUCACAGACAGACUGAAUGAUCCCAACUGUAAACUAGAGACUUUCAGGUAUGACCAUGGAGGAGAGUUCAGGAUUAAACCAGGACCGAGAAAAUAUGCCUGUGAGCUCACACUGGACCCAAACACAGCACACAGACAUCUCUCUCUCUCUGAGGGGAACAGAAAGGUGACACGUGUGAGUGAGGAUCAGUCGUAUCCUGACCACCCAGAGAGAUUUGACUGCUGGUCUCAGGUGCUGUGUAGAGAGGGUCAGUCUGGACGCUGCUACUGGGAGGCUGAUUGGAGUAGUAGUGCCGAUAUAGCAGUGGCAUAUAAGAGCAUGAAGAGGAAAGGGGGGAGUAAUGACAGCAGGUUUGGAUAUAAUGACAAGUCCUGGAGGCUGUAUUGCUCUGGUAACAGUUACUCUGCCAGGCACAAUAAUAAGAGGACUGCCAUACCUGCUCCCUCCUCCCGCUCCAGGAGAGUAGGAGUGUACCUGGACUGGCCAGCAGGCACUCUGUCCUUCUACAGCGUCUCCUCUGACACACUCACCCACCUGCACACGUUCCACUCCACAUUCACUGAGCCCCUCUAUCCUGGGUUUUAUGUUUAUGCUGACUCCUCAGUGUCCCUGUGCCAGAUCACAUGACCUCCUGAUCCCGCAGGAUCACCAGAGUCUGCAGAAGAGUCACACACUCCUGUUCAAACACCAUUGUGUGAUGCUGUGAUGGAACAUAUUGAUAAUUAAUAUAUAAUUAUUGAGCCUAUUACAUGUUGAACAAACAUGUUACUAUGGCUUAAGCAUCACUGUAUUUAUAGUUAAACUGUUCAAAAUAUGCUGGGGAAUAAAAAGAUGGAAAUAGA